AUCAACCUGGACAUUCAGGAGAAGAGAACAGGACGGUCAGCUCUCCACUUCUCUGCUGAGAGAGGAAACGCAGCUACCACAGAAGCACUGCUCAAGGCAGGAGCUAAUCCUCACCUCAAAGACAAGCGUGCUGUGAGACAUCUCAAGUCGGAGAGCAAAGAUCUUGAAGGAGAUGAUACUAGUUCCAUGCUCAAACUAGAGGGACAAGAGCUCGAGUCUGAGGGAAAAUCCCACAGCAGGACAGCAGUCUCAAGUCAGAAAGAAAAUGACACCAGAGAUGGACCCUGAACAUAGUCCAGACUUUGAUUUGUAAAGUUAGUGUACCUGUUCUGAGGGAUAAUGUCAUGUGUUUAUCCAAUAAACA
Messenger RNA from Geodia barretti, 364 nucleotides. The record is from the annotation of a GenBank genome assembly. NCBI's taxonomy places the organism in Eukaryota, Metazoa, Porifera, Demospongiae, Tetractinellida, Geodiidae.